Molecule: messenger RNA, 5021 nt
Organism: Penaeus indicus
Lineage: Eukaryota; Metazoa; Arthropoda; Malacostraca; Decapoda; Penaeidae
Exons: 12
Coding region: 209-4633 (1474 amino acids)
Source: RefSeq, a predicted model, not a curated record
CCGCCUCGUCCCGCGGGCGUCGUGGGCGCCCUGCACGCCCCCGGACCUCGGAUUCCGUGUCAAAAGCCGCGUGUGAUUUGGCCUGCGUGCCCAGGCCGUCGGAAGCCCCCCCCGGACGCCGCCAGGAGGGGGGCCCAGCGGGCGAGCGAUCGCGCGGACGAAGCGAGAGAGAAAGUCCCGAGCCGCGGCACCCGCGCCCGCAGUCAAGAUGGCUGCGUGUCUCCAGCAGGACGGGGACGCCAGCGAUUCCGACAGGCCCGGCCUCUCCUCACACCCAGAGCCCUCGCGACAGGCAGCCGGCGGGCCCCACGGAGCGGCGCCGGCCUCCAGCGCCCGGCAGGCGGACAUCAAGCUGCAGGGAGACAAGGCAUAUGAUGAAGUAGCAAAAUACAAUGAAGAUGACCUAAGAAAUUUUCUGGAGGAGGUCACCAACGCAGGCAAAAGCAAGCACGGCCUGGCAUUGGCGUUGCUGCGCAAGGAAGAAGAUGCCUUGAGAGAGGAAUCGAGCUCAGGGGAUGACACAGGCCAUCCAGCUCUGCGUCGUCGGAGUAAAAAGUUACUCAUUGGCCGAAGGGAACAAUCAGGUGGGGAUCAACAGUCUGCGGCCGCAUGCACCAGCACCGGGGGCUCUCUCGGGUCACUGCACGACCUCUCCGAGACCAAGCCUAAGAAGGUUGUCGGGCAAAGCCAAGGUGUUGCCUCGCGCUGCAGGGAAGGUGGUUCCUGUGGAAAUCUCUCGCGUGGCUCCUUCGAGACACAGCCGCCGAGGAAGAGAAAGGGACGCCGGUACCGCGACGCCGCCCGAGCGAGCACCAGCCAGCGAGAGGGAGGAUCGUUACAGAAUCUGAGCAAGACAGAAGCCGCGUCGAACGAGUCAAAGAAGCUCCACAAAUCUGGCAGCCUAAGUCAAGUCUGCUCAGAGGUCGCAAGUGGCGCGCGCAGCAAGAAUCGGCGUCAGAAGACUGCAAGUGAAAGCUCGAGUUCCAGGUACUCUCGGCGCUCAGAGGAACGAGAGGGCGAGGGUAGCUCAGGCGAUGAAGGUGCUGUGGACGUCCCUUAUAGACGGUUAGAGCAGUCUCCCCAUUCCACACUCUCCACUCACUCCGCUGAGCACACAUUCCCCCCCGAGGGUGUUGGUGGGGCCAAGGGAGGACACGCACCUGACUGCAACCAUGACAUAGAAUAUUCCAUGUCGAAUCUUCGUCUACAUGUUUUCCCCCCAACCUCACAGGACGUGGACUCUCAGGGGGAGACCACAGAGGAAGAGGUCGACGGCAAAGACGAGCCGUGCCGGAGUCUAGGGGGCCUUAGCCGCGCACGGCACUGUUCAGAGGCACCCAUUGAGGAGGAUGGGAUUGAGCUGCAGAGCAUCUCGUGCCAGAAGGCUGACUCGGACAAUCCACACACAGAAGUAGAUCGGACCAUCAAGUUCAACCUUGGGAGACCACAGGAGGACACCAUGCCCAGCAGUUGCGGUCGGCGCACACUAUCCCUUCAGGAUUCUCCGUGUGUCAGUUCAGUUUUCAAAGAGGAAAAGACUUCUAGCAAAAGUUCCGAGGAAGAAGGCAUAGGAAAGAGAAAGCUGCUAGGUGGACGAAGUGACAGCAGUGGAAGUGAGAACAAAGCCUCAUUAGACGAGAACAGUAACCCCAUGAUCACGGGUGGCGCCCCCUCGCUCCUCACGUCGGCCGCCGGGACCGACCGUUCGAGCAGCACCUUCCUCAUGUCAACCCAUACUACCUCGCGCAGGAAUGGCAUCAGUGGAACCCACAAGCAAGUUACCAAGUUCGAACAGCUCAAGACCAAGAAGGAGAAGAAGAAGGCCAGCAGGGAGAAGGACAUCGUGAACAUCAUAGAAACGCCAGGCUUCCGCGGCGAUCAGGAUGUCAACGACCUCCUCAAGUUCAUCAUCGGGAGCGACGAGGACACCCCCAACAGCAAGAACAAGAAGAAACACAAGGGCAAGGGCCAGGAGAGCCGCGACGAGAAGGAAGGGUCCAAGAAGAGCAAGGGCAAGAGCAGCCGUGCCAGCGAGGACAGCUGGAGCGAGAAGUGGCGGGAGGACGAGGGCUCCUCCGCCAAGACCAACGACGACAGCGGCAUCGGGGGUGAGGUGGCGUCCAGGGAGAACAACCGGAGGAGCAAGGAGCGCGAGGACGAGAAGAAGACGGCCAACAACAAAAGGAACAAGAACCAGGACGCCAAGAAGGGCAAGAAGGGCAGCAGCAGCCUGAGGGAGUCGAGCAGCGUGGAGGAUCUGGUGUCCAAGAGUAAACAGAGUGAUAACGUCCGCGACAUACGCAAGCAAGUGACUAUUGAUGACGGGGAUAUGUCCCUCAGUGUGUUACAUACAUAUCAGAAUAAUAAGAAAGUAGAUAAAUUUAACCAUUUUAUAGCGAAUGGAAAAUAUAUCAGAGAGUCGAGCAUGAUGGACAUUGCCAAUGACAAUGAGUUCGACGCUGACCAAAGGCCUUCCGACUUUGUGACCGAUUUCUAUAGUGUAGGAGACUCGUUCCUCGGGGAGGACCUUUCUCGCACCCCCUCGUCUCCGUCAGGGGGUGACUUUGAGGUGGUGAGCAAGAAAAGGAGCAAAAGGGCCAAGAACAAUCCCCAGAAUGCGGGCCAGGGUGCUCGGAACGCCGGCUCGGAAAGGUGGAGCGGCAGCACCAACAGUGGGGGACACGUCGAUGACAGUUUCCGUGCCUCGCGGUUCGGCCAGAACAAGCCAAACCACAGGGGCAACGGAAGUCACGAAAGGCCACACAUUAACUUUGUCGAGGGACCACGCACAGUUCACGAAAACAUGUUCCUGGCCCAGUGGUCCCAGUUGGGGGUGGGAGCCGGGGAACGUUAUGCAGCUACAACCACAAGUGCCCCCCAUAGUGAGGAUUCCGAAUCUGAUGGUGAUGACUCCGUACACUCAAUGCCAGUUCCUUCGAUCACUCCCAGACCCGACGUCCGCAAGCCUCCACCCUCGUCAGAUUCGACUCCCCAGGCUUCUUAUGCAAAUAUCGCCAAGCUUGCUGCUUCAGCCAAUCGUACACAGAUGAAGCGAGUGGGCACUGUAGGGGCUCAGUCUGGGACGGCAAUAGUGAAAGAAGUGGAUGGUGAAGUUAGUGGUAUUAAUGUUGUAGAACAUUCAACAUCAAGACCUCAAGUAGCGUGUGAAUCUCGUCCCUCAAAUAUAUUAGACGAUAAUUUCCCUUCCUUAGCCGAAAGUUUAGGUGGUUCUGCUCCAAUUAGUGCAAUAUCAACAUUUAAGCAAGGUGAAUCACGGACCAACCACUUAAGCGAGAGUGUAGUGAUUCCUGUUAAUAAUGCAUCAACUUCGUCAGUCAGUGAUUUAGCAAAAGAAAGACCUGGUGUCACGGAAGCCAGCUCGAGCCCUAGAGAAAGUGGGGAGUCUGUUGUAGUGUCAACCGCUAGUCUUAGUGGACAAGUAACAGGUGAUAAGAAACAAAUUAAGUGUAUUGGUGAAAAUGUCCAAUUAAAUACACAAUCUGUGCAACAGCAUUCUCAUACUCAGCAGAGCCAUCAUCCUCACACACAGCAGCAUCAGUUGCAUAGUCAACUAAACCAACAUGCUAAAACUCAUUACUAUAUGCAGCCCCAGCACCUUGUCCAACACCCACCCAUUUCACCCCAGCCGCCACAACAACCCCGACAGACGCCCCUCCAGCACCCAAACCAGAGUCAGAUCUACCCCCAGCCCAAUCAUCCCCAGCAGACAACUCAUCAGAAACCAUGCAGUCAGUUGCAAACCAAUUCACUCCAACCCCUCGCCAAAACAUCCCCAUCGCCAUCUCAGAUCUCCCCAAGUAUGCCUCAGCCCCAGCAGUCCCAACUUGCCAAACCAGUCCCUACCCAACAACAACAGAAUCCGCAGCAGCCGCAGGUGCUGUUGCCGCACACAAAGACCUCACAGAGCCCGCUUCCCCAGCCGUCUCCGCAGCCCCAGCCAAGUCCCCAGCCCCAGCCAAGCAUACAUACUCAGAGCUCACAUCCACAGCAGGUCUUAUCAACUCAGCAUAACUCGGUCUCUCAGCAGAAUCUGCAUCGUCCUCAGAGUUCCCACGCCCUGCCGGGAACGUAUCCCGCUCCAAGUUCUUUAGCCUCCCAGAACACCAAUGCUAAUAGUGUGGCUGUGCGAGAAACUAGUGAAGAGAAGCAAAUAGUCAGUGGCAAAUCUCAAGGCAAACAGACCAAGAACGGGUCAGUGGGGCCCACUGUUCAGUCGGGUGAUACUAGUCGUUUCAAGAAAAUCGAACCUGCAGUUGUGUUUACUGACAAUGCCAAAUUCAACCACAGUGUUAGUGGACUAGAGUUUGGCUUCGGAUUCGAUGAGUCCAUAGUAACAACAAGUGAUAAUAAUGGAAGUGGGAAUGAAAGUGUAGUGUUAGAUAAUGAAGACAAUAAGUGUAAUAAUAACAAUAAUAACAUAUUAAAGAACAAUCAUACAGUGACGAAAGACUUCAGUAAGUGCUUCAAGGCUCCCAAGAACGACAAGAUAAGCUACAACUACGAGGAACUCAUUAGACAUGUAUCCAAAGCCUGGGAGGUGACGUUACGACUGAUGGAGGAGGACCCCAAGAACAUCCAGUACUGGAGAGCGGCCAGCGCGGAGGAAUCCUAAUCGCCAGUCGGCAGGAGACGUGUGCCUUGGAGAGGGAAAACUGCCAGGGCCUGGAGAGGUCCUUCUGCAACGGGAAGAGGCCUUUUCAGUCAGGACAAUGGUCUGAUGCCUUCAACAUGACCUUUGUUGCCUAUGCUAUAGCCCCAAGCGAACUCUGCAGACCGGACCAGUGGAAGGGCGUUGCCAGUGCGCACGUGUUCCAGUCAUGAAUCUUGGAAGGCGCUUGGGGGAAGGACAGUGGGUUCCCCUGGCUUGUUGUUUGUGGCAUUGGUUAUGUACAUGCAUAUGUAGGUGUAUGUGUACAUAUAUAUACACACACACACACACACACACACACACACACACACACACACACACACACACACACACACACACACACAUACACACA